CCAGAAGUCACGAAAUGGCAAUGGACACAACGACGACAUGCAACAUCAUAGUCCAUCGGCGGAGAGGGUUACGGCAGAUGAGGCUGCGCUCACUUUCUCGUCUUCAUCUAGAUUACGUUCAGGCCACGAUAUCGAUACCAGGAGCAAUGCGGACCUGAUAAGCAGUUCCGUCAAUGCGGAUGACCUGAAGAAGCCAGAGUUGCAUCCUGCUUUUUCGGGCGCGCUUGCGAAGAUGCUUGGCAACUCUUUUGGUGCGGUAUCACCUCCGUCCCUUCAUGCACAGGAUCGGCGGCCUUGGUCUCUUAGACCUGCAGCGUUGUCUUCCGUCGAUAUGGAACAAUCUAAAACCAGUGGCGGUCCCACAUCAAAACCGAUGGCGGCACAAGACUCGAGCGGAGGUGGUGAUGGAGUCACUACGCCACGUGCGCGACAAGAGCUUGCCGCAUCGCUCGCUGAGCCUCUCUUGACGUGUUAUUUCCCGACCUAUGUGCGGAUGUUCAGCGGGAAAGACCUCGCGGAUAACGAGACAGCAGUGGAGACUCUGAACCUAUGGGACCAGUACGGGCUCCACGAUGC
This is a messenger RNA of Amoebophrya sp. A25, 576 nucleotides long. Lineage: Eukaryota; Dinophyceae; Syndiniales; Amoebophryaceae. The record is from the annotation of a GenBank genome assembly.